Messenger RNA from Salarias fasciatus (jewelled blenny), 1198 nucleotides. RefSeq names its product chemokine like factor (gene cklf). The record is from RefSeq and is a predicted model, not a curated record. Gene Ontology annotation, cellular component: membrane. Lineage: Eukaryota; Metazoa; Chordata; Actinopteri; Blenniiformes; Blenniidae. The transcript is spliced from 4 exons. The coding region runs from base 61 to 504 and encodes 147 amino acids.
UUGCAUGUUUCAGGAAGCAGACUUGUGUGAGUUGUGUUUUGCAAAUUAAAUGGCACCACCAUGUCAGGGAAUCAAGAUGAAAGGCCGGCCGUGGAAAUGGACACUUCUUUCCUCAGAUCCAGGAGAGGAAUUGUAAAACUGGCCGAGAUGGGAACUCUUUUCGUGGCGUUUGUGUGUUUUGCUGUCGCCUGCCUGCCACAGCACAUCGCGGCCACAGUUCUGGAGUUCUUCAUCACCUUGUUCCUGCUGCUGCUCUACCUGCUCAGGCUCAACAAGCGGCUGACGCUCUUCUUCUGGCCGCUGGUUGAUUUAUUCAAUUCAACCUUUGCUGCAGUCUACCUGAUUGUCCUGGGCCUGAUUGCUUUGACUACAUAUACUGUGACGGGUGUACUGGUUGGAGGGGUAGCCUGUUUGAUAUCAGCUGCACUGCAUGGUGUGGAGAGCUACACGCUUUUCAAGAACAUCACCUUCAACAAAUCAAGAAAUGAAGCUGGACUCAACUAAACCACAAAGCAAUCAAUGGAAAGUGAACUACAGGGAAUUUAUUGGGUAACUUAGAACUAAAUAUUUAUAGAAUUUAUUCCACAUCUCUAUUUCUGUUUUAGGUUCUGAGUAUUCUGCAUUUCAAUUAUUGCUAUUAAAAACCCUUCCUCAAUACUGAUGAUGGUUCUGUCCAUUUCUGUGUAUGUUGCUUCUGGACUUUUUAAUUUCCUUUAGGGAAGUGGACCAAAGAGUUUAAUCUUAACCAAACUUCCUCAGUGUGUCCAGUCUAAACAAUGCACCCGCCACAUGUUUUGUCCCAUGCAAAGUGACAAUUAUUGGACACUGUAAUGUGUUUUUGCAACAUAGGAUAUUAUUGUAGUGAUGAAGUCUGACAGGUGCUGAAAUUAAAUCAUAAGACUGAAUUGAAAUGAAACUUGGUAUGCCUUUAUCAACUAACUUUAAUGAAAAAUAUUUGUUUCACUGUGAACUAAUUUUCUUUACUAAUGAUUUUUUCUCAAAGUAAAAAGAAAAAAAGCUACUCCAAUCCGGGCAAAAAGAAUCAUCACUGCUGUUUUUUUUUUCCUCUGGGUUGAAUGAAAUAUGACUUUGAGCAUAGUUAAGCCCAAGUUGAAGCAUUCCACAUUAAAAAGAAACGCCAUAAACUCUGCACAUUUUAACAUUUGUGACAAAUGUAACACAGCAACAAUCAAUAAAG